Molecule: messenger RNA, 1374 nt
Organism: Hibiscus syriacus
Lineage: Eukaryota; Viridiplantae; Streptophyta; Magnoliopsida; Malvales; Malvaceae
Product: 1-acyl-sn-glycerol-3-phosphate acyltransferase-like
Exons: 6
Coding region: 259-1170 (303 amino acids)
Biological process (GO): phosphatidic acid biosynthetic process
Cellular component (GO): endoplasmic reticulum; membrane
Molecular function (GO): 1-acylglycerol-3-phosphate O-acyltransferase activity
Source: RefSeq, a predicted model, not a curated record
UGAUUUCAUGGAAACGGACGCCAGAAUAACAUAAACUAGUGGUUGUGGUUUUAGUUUUAAAGCCCCGUUUUUCUUCUGCUUUCUUUUGGUGUCCAAUUCCAAACACAAUAUUUCUUUUUGUUUUUUUUUCACCUUUUUUUAUGUUGACGUGAGAGCUGUUUGCAUUGACUUACACGAGGAAUAUAGCUGCAAGUUUUUCCCUGUUUGGUGACCGAGAAAAUUCCUGAAAGAGCUACAAAUUUCGAAUUGACCCUUUCGAUGGAGAACACGGGGAGUGGUUCUUUCUUGAGGAACAGAAGAUUCGAGAGCUUCCUGGAUACGAAAUCGGGUCCAAAUGUGAGUGAAACUCAAAAAUUAUCUAGCAAAGAAGUAACAGAUCAGAGUCUUGAAAAAGUUGAUGCUUUUGUCGACGACGAACAUGAUGAUGGAUGGAUUCCGACAUUGAUAUCGUGUGUAAGGAUUGUAACAUGUUUUCUGGCAAUGAUGGUCACCGCAUUCAUUUGGGCAAUAAUCAUGGUGUUGCUCCUUCCUUGGCCUUACCACAGAAUUAGGCAAGGAAACAUUUAUGGUCAUGUAACUGGUAGAUUGCUGAUGUGGAUCUUAGGGAAUCCGAUAAAGAUCGAAGGAACAGAGUACUCGAAGGAACGAGCCAUUUACAUCAGCAACCAUGCAUCUCCGAUCGACAUCUUUCUCAUUAUGUGGUUGACUCCUACCGGAACCGUUGGCAUCGCAAAGAAAGAGAUCAUAUGGUACCCUUUAUUCGGACAACUAUAUGUUUUAGCGAAUCAUCUUCGGAUUGAUCGAUCGAAUCCAAGCACUUCCAUUAAGUCCAUGAGAGAGGCGAUUCAGGCUGUUAAAAAACAUGGCUUAUCUCUGGUUAUUUUUCCCGAGGGCACGAGGUCGAAAAAUGGACGACUUCUUCCGUUUAAAAAGGGUUUUGUUCAUUUAGCCUUGCAGUCUGGCCUUCCCAUAGUUCCAAUAGUCUUAACAGGCACUCAUCUAGCGUGGAGAAAAGGUAGCUUGCGCGUUAGACCAGCGCCAAUAUCCGUAAAAUAUCUCCCUCCGAUAAGAACCAAUGGUUGGACGGUCGAGAAGAUCGAUGAUUAUAUAAAAAUGGUGCAUGACAUGUAUGUCGAAAACCUUCUGGAAAAAACCGAACACAUCCGAUGACAUUAAAGAAGGAAACCAUCAACAUAGACACAGAAGAUUCAAGAUUGUGUUGUGAUAGCCAUUUAAAAACUUGUAUCAUUGGUGCCUAAGAUAUGAAACAUAAACGUAUAGUGCAUAAUAUUAAGGCAUCAGUAACCUAGUGUACAAUUUUUAAUAAAACAAGAGAAAGGGAUCCACCAAUGAUAUUGUAAGCUUGAUAUUAUA